AUCUCAGCAAUCAAUACCCCAACUAAGCAAUGAGGAAAUGGAAAUGAUUUGUUGUCUGGAAGAAGCCAAAACCUCUGUUGAUGUGAACAAGAUCAAUCAACCUGCUUCUUCUUUGACUAACACUUUCGGGAAGAAUCUCGGAUCACAGCAAUCAACUCCUCAUCUCAGCGAUGAGGAAUUCGAAAGGAUUUUGUGUGUGGAGAAAGCCAAAAUUUUUGCCGAAUCGAACAAAAUAAAACAAUCUGAUUAUUCAUUUUCUGACAUCUUGGGAAAAACUUCAGAACCUCAGCCAUCACCACAACAAAACAGCAAUGAGGAAUUGGAAAUAAUUGUGCGUCUGGCAGAAGCUAAAAUCUUCGCUGACUCGAACAAGAUCUGUCAGCCUGAUUCUUCCUUGUCUAACAACUUCGGAAUGGGAAUCGAAUCACAGGAACUCAGCGAAAAGGUUUUGUGUUCGGAAAAAGCCUCUGCCGAAACGAAUAAAAUGUACCAAUAUGAUUAUUCAUUGUCUGAUGACAUCUUUGGAAUGAGUUUAGCACCUCAGCAAUCGACACCCCAACUCUGCAAUGAGGAAUUGGAAAUGAUGUGGCGUCUGGAUGAAACCGGAAUCUUUUCUGAAUCUAACAUAUCCGGAAAUAGUUUCGAAUCACAGGAAUCAGCUCCCCAACUCAGCGAUGAGGAAUUCGAAAGAAUUUUGUGUGUGGAGAAAGCCAAAGUCUCUGCCGAAGGGAACAGAAUGAAUCAAUCUGAUUAUUCAUUGUUUGACAUCUUCGGAACUUUAGAACUUCAGCCAUCACCACAACAACUCAGCAAUGAGGAAAUGGAAAUGAUUUUGCGUCUGGAAGAAACCAAAAGCUUUGCUGAAUCGAACAAUAUCAAUCAACCUGAUUUUUCCUUGUUUAAUAAACAUGGAGUGAGUUUCGAAUCAGAGCAAUCAUUUUCCCAACACUGCGAAAAGGUUUUGUGUUCGGAAAAAGCCAAAGUCUCUUCCGCAUCGAACAACUUCGACAACUUCGGAAUGAUUCAUGGUCAACUCACUGAUGUCGAAUUUGAAAGGAUUUUGGGAUUGGGUGAAUCAAAUGUCUCUGCCGAAUCGACCACGCAGAUAAAUCGAUCUCAUUCCGACCAAUAUAUGACAGAUUGGAAUUCGCAGGAGCCAAUAAAAAUAGAUGAUAUGUUUAAUGGACAUAGUUCCCAUCAAGCACCGGACACUCAACUCCAAAAUUCGAUUAUUUCACCAGAUUCGGGCAUCUGUGAUGAAGGAUUAGCGGAAUCCGAUUCAUCUUCAUCAACUCCACCUACCUAUUCCCAAAUUUUCAAAGUAAAAGAUCAUAAAGAUCAAUGUUUACAACAGAAGGAAUGUUACCGAACAUCGGUACCCAAGUCCACACCCUACGUCUUCAAUACAAAAACAAUUCGGGUUUAUGGAAAAAUCGCAAUUACGAAAUAGUUGAAAGUGUGAGACCAACAAGUAUGAUACCAAAAAGUGACGUCAUCAAGCCAAAAGUGAGAAUAAGACAAGGUGUCCGGAAACUGCAAAAACAGAAGGUAAGUUUUGUACUAUUAUUAGGUAUGAAUUCAAUUAUUAUUCUUAUUCGUGUGUUUCUGCUUACUAGGGCUGACUAGACUUGACUGUUUUGUAUGAGCAGGUGAUUUUAAGGGAACAGUUUAUUUCAUUCUUCUUUAAAUUCUGC
Molecule: messenger RNA, 1694 nt
Organism: Coccinella septempunctata (seven-spotted ladybird)
Lineage: Eukaryota; Metazoa; Arthropoda; Insecta; Coleoptera; Coccinellidae
Exons: 2
Coding region: 38-1450 (470 amino acids)
Source: RefSeq, a predicted model, not a curated record